AUGUGCUAGUGAGUGAAAGUGCUUCGCCUCGCUCAUGCAUCGCGUCUCUCUAUGGCAUGCAAUCGAUGGCAUAGAAAACGUGUUGCACAAUAAAUAUUGCAUGCAGUGGUGUAUUUCAAUUCAUGUACAUGUACAUGUACUGUGUACAUUGCAAUAUUGUAUACUGCCGUCACUCACAAUAUAGCACGCAAGCGAAGCAGGCCAGGAUGUGUGUGUGAAUAUAGGCGGUAGGUCUUCCGGUUUGCCUUUCUAAAUUAGAUCGUCACUUUGACUAAGAUUAAACGAGGCCUGGGUAUACAAGAUGCAUUUUGACGAAAUAUUGGAGCACGUCGGCACGUUUGGUCGCUACCAGAAGCUGACCUUCUUGAUCGUGUGUUUGAUGGCCGUGCCGAUGAGCUACCACCAACUCGCCCAGGUCUUUCUGGCACCGGAUACCGAUCACUGGUGCGCUGUGCCCGAACUCCUAGAGCCUAACUGCAGCGCUUUGGCCGGUGCCGGUCCGCCGGACUCGACGGCCUACUCCCGGUGCAUGGAGGCCCGCAAGAACAUAUCCAUACCGAGGAAAAAGGGAAAGUUCUUGCAGUGCUACCGGUAUGUCUUAGAUGCCAAUGAUGACGUGUCGGGUGCAGCGGGUGAUGGGUACAUCAAUGAGACGAUCAAGACGAGCUCGAAUAAGACUAUGAAAUGCGACGCAGGCUGGGAAUACGAUCGCUCCCAGUAUCAUACGACCGUCGUCCAAGACUUUAACCUAGUGUGUGAAAAGAAAGAUGUACCUGAGGUUGCGCAGUCAGUCUUCUUUGCAGGCGUCCUAGUCAGCUCUGUUAUUACUGGUCUGCUGGCUGAUUGGAUCGGUCGUAAGACAACGCUGUUUAUAUGCCUCGGAGUGCAGUUCAUCUUCAGUCUAGCGAUCGUGUUUUCACCCAGCGUCACGGCAUUCGUCGCGUUGAGGUUCUGUCUCGCCAUGGCCAACAUGGGAGUCUUCAUCAUGGCGUUUGUUAUCGGUACCGAGUUUGUAGGUCCCGGGUGGCGCACCUUCAUAGGCGUAGUAGUCGAGUGCUUCUUCGCCUUGGGCUACAUGUCCCUUGCCGUGGUCGCCUACUUCGUCCGUGAUUGGAGGAUUCUACAGCUGGUUGGAUCCGUGCCAAUCAUACUCUUCUUUCUCCUUAUACGGGUGGUGCCCGAGUCGGCCCGGUGGCUGAUCACCCAAGGCAAGCUGAAGGAAGCCGAGGCCAUUAUCAGGAAGAUAGCCAAAGUCAACAAAGCCAAGCUACCGGACCAGCUCUUCAACGUCAAUGAUCACAUACAGGAACAAGGCAGGACGUCCUUUAUCGAUCUCUUCCGGAUGCCGAACCUGCGAAAGAGAACGUUCAAUAUCAUGUUUAACUGGUUCGUGAACGCUGCGGUGUACUACGGCCUGUCUCUCAGCACCUCUAGCUUGGGAUCCAAUGACUACCUGGCCUUCUUCAUCGGCGGGUUUGUGGAGAUUCCAGCCUGCUUAUCCAUCCUUCCCUUCAUCGAUAGGUACGGCCGGAGGAUUCUGCUCUGCCUAUACCUGCUGGUCGGCGGAUUCGCUUGCCUCGGUACCAUCUUCUUCGCACCGGGGGCGGGACGAACGGUCGUAGCGAUGAUAGGAAAGUUUGGUAUCUCGGGUUCAUUCUGUCUGAUCUACAUUUACUCUGCAGAGAUGUUUCCAACACCUGUCAGGAGUAUCGGCAUGGGCUUAUCCUCCAUGAGUGCCCGUCUGGGCAGUAUCCUGGCCCCUCCCUUGUUAGUGCUCCGUGGGGUCUGGGAGCCGUUCCCGCUCGUUGUCUUCGGGCUUCUCGCCAUCACGGCGGGCCUCACCACCCUCCUGUUACCCGAGACGCUGGGCUUGAACAUGCCGGAGACGAUCAAGGAAGGAGAGGAGAUAGGAGUUGGUGUUCCGUUCAGGCUGCCACACUGGCGGGGCUGGAACCACCGAGUAGAGCGGGCACCAACGGGCCAGCCGUACCAAGAGGUACAGGUCGAUACCAACGAUAAUAAGGCAGAUGCUGAGGAAUGGGGCGGGGCCAACGAGGGAGGACCGGAGGAGGUGCAACUGACGGAGAACGCAUGUUGAGCAUCAUUUCAAAACUUAGUGUUUGAAAGAAUAAAGCAGGGUUUGGAUCGAGUCAAUUACAAGUCGACACAAGUCAAUUACAAGUCAAUCACAAGUCAAUUACAGGUCAAUCACAAGUCAACCAUA
This is a messenger RNA of Patiria miniata (bat star), 2224 nucleotides long. Its product is annotated as organic cation transporter protein-like. The record is from RefSeq and is a predicted model, not a curated record. NCBI's taxonomy places the organism in Eukaryota, Metazoa, Echinodermata, Asteroidea, Valvatida, Asterinidae. Bases 302 to 2098 code for a protein of 598 amino acids. Gene Ontology annotation, biological process: transmembrane transport. The transcript has 10 exons. Gene Ontology annotation, cellular component: membrane. Gene Ontology annotation, molecular function: transmembrane transporter activity.